This is a messenger RNA of Striga hermonthica, 627 nucleotides long. The record is from the annotation of a GenBank genome assembly. Lineage: Eukaryota; Viridiplantae; Streptophyta; Magnoliopsida; Lamiales; Orobanchaceae.
AUGUUGUCUGACAAGGACCAAACAAUCACACCCUCCGGCAACGGCCGUUACUACACCCGGCCCGACGCCGAGUCCCCCGCCGCCGCCGACCUCCGCCGGAAAAAACGCAACAAAUGCAUCCUCUUCUUCGCCCUCUUCGCAAUCUUCCAAACCGGCGUCAUCCUCAUCUUUUCCCUCAUCGUUAUGAAAGUCCGGACCCCGAAGCUCCGCCUCAGAUCCGCCGCGCUCUCCAACCUCGCCGCCGGAACUCCGGCGAAUCCUUUGCUUAGGUCAUCCAUAACCGCCGAGAUCUCCCUCCGGAACCCGAACUUCGGCCAGUACAAAUUCCACAACACCACCGUCGAGUUUUUCUACUCCGGCGCGACGGCUGGCCGGGCCGCCGUGCGUGGGUCGAGCGUGGGGUGGAGGUCGACUAGGAGGGUUGGGUUCAACGUGGAUUUGGACUUACCGGCGAGCGAUGAGCUGGCGAGGGAUCUCAGUACGGGGAUUGUGACGCUCGAUUUUCAGGCGAAGAUGAAGGGGAGAGUGGAUUUGAUAUUCGUGAUGAGGAAGAAAAGAUCGACGGCUAUGAAUUGCUCAGUUGAUGUCGUGAUUGCCACGCGGGCGAUUGGGAAUAUCAUAUGCUAA